This is a messenger RNA of Fonsecaea pedrosoi CBS 271.37, 1914 nucleotides long. RefSeq lists its product as uncharacterized. NCBI's taxonomy places the organism in Eukaryota, Fungi, Ascomycota, Eurotiomycetes, Chaetothyriales, Herpotrichiellaceae. Bases 1 to 1914 code for a protein of 637 amino acids. The record is from RefSeq and is a predicted model, not a curated record. The transcript has 3 exons.
AUGGGUGCGGUCGAAGGAGCCCGGGGGUUCGCAACUCCGCAGCAACACUUCUGUGGAAACCUCUCGCUAUCCAAGAGCAUAGACGAAUUCAAGUCGUUACUGCCUACUAACGGACGGUUCCGCGAGAUCUUAGACUCGAUCCGGCCUGUCCAAGUCUUCAACUGGGAAGGUCACGCCAGUGACGAUGACCCAACAACGAACCAGAGCCAAAUGGCAGAAACAGAUGAUGACUUCGACAUUGAAAUCCCAGCACGGCUUGAGCCACUUUAUAUGAAAUACAAAGCCGUACGGAAUCUACUUGAUGCGGGAAGGGCAACGCAAGCCUGGGCCGCUUUCCCAAGUCUCGUCCGUGAUGCAGAAAUUCUCGGUUUGGACAUGGAUCCUGACGCAGCUUCAGGUGAGGCUGAUAAAAACUCACAACCGGGCCGUCAUCUCUGUUGGCUCCUCAUAGAACUCGACGUUCAACUCAGCUUUCUCCUGGGUCGCUGUCCCUUUAUUGCUUCCUUCCAUGGCAUCCCCAGGCCGUCCUCAACAGCCUCGAGGCCGGAAGAACAGGACCUCCAGGAAAGACUCUAUGACUUUUCACAGUACAUGCUCGAAGUCCUGGAGCGCUUCAACCGGGGCAAAAAUGACCCGCAAAUAUUGUCUUCCCAGGAGAGGGAGCCCAGGUUAGAAGCAGAUCUAACUCGACUUUACCACCUGCAGUCGAAGCUACCGCCGGUGCCGCAAAACAACUCGUCUGACCCUUCACUAUCCAUUGCAAUUACCCAACAUCACAUCGACGUUCAACUUAUGCUGAUGGUGCUGCAUUGUCAGAUGCUCCGGGCGAUGCGUAACCAACACACGUCGGCCAAGAGAGCCAAAUACAGGGAGCUGUUGAAGUGUUCUAGGCUGAUUACCGAGAUGUUCGACUCCAUCCAUAGCCUCGAUCCAACCAAGACGGCUUCAUCCUGGCCGCGGUGUUUUGGUGUCUUUUGCGCCGCUGUGAUGCUGGGCAUCGCCACCAUCCGCCAAGAGGUCGGCGUGAGCAUAGGUUCGAAGCGUGUGGAGCGGACCUUGAGCAUCUUUAAAGAUCUUGGGAAAGCUGGCCAGGCUACAGGAGUUGUUGACCUGGCCAUCACAUCCCUGGAUCUGGUUGUCGAAAGAAUCAAGGAGCUUGAGCACCCUCCUACCAGCGCCACUGGUAUCAGUCUUGGGCCGACCGUUACUUGUCCGACAACGCCUACCGGCGAGGUUACUCCUCCGGCCGCACCCUUGACCGAUUUUGCGGCCAAAGUCAAGAGGAAUGAUGCGAACCUCAAACGUCGCAGAAGACCUAGCUUCGAGGGGAAACUGGGUGCCAACAAGCGACAAAUGUUCGAGUUCAAGGAUAUCGCCCCGAGCCACCUAGAGCAGCGACGUGCAAGUUGGCAUCCCGGGACUGACCAUCAUUAUGCUCAGGCUAUGGCGGCUUUCCAUGACGCAGCUGCAAACAGCGUCCAAAAUCGACCUGAGCAGGCGAGCUUCCAGCAGGACAAAUGUCCGCCACCGGCAGUUUCCACCUCGUUCACGGCGAAUGAUCAAACAGCAAUGUCCGCGGUGGGAUAUGGGACGACUCCUCUAGAGCAGUUCCACGAAUUCCAGGCCGCUCAUCACUGGGUUCAUCCACCAAUGAUGUACCAUCCGCCAAUGUACGAUGAUUGGUGGCAAGCACAAUUUACUCCUUAUGAUACUAUGACCCCAGACCAGUCUCGACAAGUGUUUUUUGAGUCGCCGCUGGGUUUGCCCAUGGACCAAUCUCGGCAUCUUGAUACUACCCCGCGUGCCAAUGAGCAUGCUGGCUUUGCCCAUCUCAAGCAAGACCAAGGCGUCAAUCACGAUCCCGCCAUGAUGAUUAAUACCUCAAUGGUACGCUCGUUUACCCAGGCAGUAUAA